AUGUUGAUGCCACAGAAGAAUAGGAAGGCAAUAUAUGAGUACCUUUUUAAAGAAGGUGUUUGUGUCGCAAAGAAAGAUUUUAACCAGAAGACUCAUCCCGAUAUUCAAGGGGUUACAAAUUUGGAAGUUAUUAAAGCAUGCAAGAGUUUGGCUUCCCGAGAUUUUGUAAAAGAACGCUUUGCUUGGAGGCAUCAUUAUUGGUAUUUGACAAAUGAGGGAGUUAACUAUCUCCGAGAAUAUUUGCACCUUCCGGCAGAAAUCGUGCCAGCUACUGUUAAAGCUAAGCCAAGGGAACCACGACCUGCCUUCGGUGGCGACCGCAUGCCUCGCGGCCCCCGUAUGGAUGCAGAAAAAGAUGCUUAUAGGGCGGAAAAGACGACGGAAGCUGGUCCAGGUGCCGCAGCUGUUACUGGUUACCGAGGAGGAUUUGGAAGAGGUGCUGCAAUGUGA
Enterobius vermicularis (human pinworm) is the source of this 450-nucleotide messenger RNA. The record is from the annotation of a GenBank genome assembly. NCBI's taxonomy places the organism in Eukaryota, Metazoa, Nematoda, Chromadorea, Rhabditida, Oxyuridae.